AUGUCUUUUCCUGAACAUUACAGCCGCUUCCUUAUCGCCGAGCGGCCGAACGACAUCAUUACGCCAGAGACGUUCUGCUUCGAGACUGUUCCAUUCAGUCUUCAGCCUGGCAAAGGGGAAGUCCUGGUACAGACACAAUAUUUGUCCAUUGAUCCUGCUCAGCGCCUCCUUCUUAAUGCGGAUCGAGCAUACAGGGAGCCACUUGAACUCGGUACGGUAAUGACUGCUAUUGGCCUUGGAGUCGUACGCGAAGUCGGUGAGAGUGUCUCGUUGGUCCCUGGAGACAUUGUCAGCGGUAAUCUCGGUUGGACGGAGUACAUCGUUUUUGAAGAAAAAGGCCUACAGAAAAUAGACGUUCCCCAGGGCGCACAGGUGUUGGAUUUCCUGGGUCCCUUGGGCCAUAUCGGGAUUACUGCUGUAAUCGGCUUAUUGGAUUAUGGGCAGCUAAAAUUGGGCGAGACUGUACUCGUCUCUGGUGCUGCUGGUGCAGUCGGCACUAUUGUGUGUCAGCUUGCUAAAGCGCGCGGUGCCAAAGUAUACGCCAUCGCUGGUUCUGCGGAGAAGUGCGCGUACCUCGAGAAGGAAGCAGGUGUCCAUAAAGCUCUGAACUACAAAGCACCGAACUUCAAGGAGGAGUUCUCCACAAUCGAGACCUUUGACAUAUUUUUCGAUAAUGUCGGCGGUGAGAUUCUGAACCUUGCUUUGACAAAGAUGAAUCUUCAUGCCCGAAUCAUUAUCUGUGGCGCUAUCUCUGGAUAUAACGGCCAGGAGACACCACCUCUGACAACAUACCGUAGUUUACUGCCGAAGCGUGCCAGAAUCCAGGCAUUCAGCUUGAUGGAUGAAGCUGCUCGGUUCUCAAGUGCUCUGCAAGUUUUAAUUGGAGAGUUUCAGAAAGGCACUUUGCGCCAGAAGUACCACAUUCUGGAGGGGCUUCCCUCAGCACCUAAGGCAUUAGACAUGUUGUUUACCGGAGAGAGUAACGGAAAAUUAAUCGUCAAAUUGUGA
Molecule: messenger RNA, 1008 nt
Organism: Fibroporia radiculosa
Lineage: Eukaryota; Fungi; Basidiomycota; Agaricomycetes; Polyporales; Fibroporiaceae
Exons: 9
Coding region: 1-1008 (335 amino acids)
Molecular function (GO): oxidoreductase activity, acting on the CH-CH group of donors, NAD or NADP as acceptor
Source: RefSeq, a predicted model, not a curated record